Eurypyga helias (sunbittern) is the source of this 757-nucleotide messenger RNA. RefSeq names its product E3 ubiquitin-protein ligase RFWD2. The record is from RefSeq and is a predicted model, not a curated record. Gene Ontology annotation, biological process: proteasome-mediated ubiquitin-dependent protein catabolic process. Gene Ontology annotation, molecular function: ubiquitin protein ligase activity; protein binding. Lineage: Eukaryota; Metazoa; Chordata; Aves; Eurypygiformes; Eurypygidae. The transcript has 7 exons. The annotation marks the transcript as partial.
CUGUAUCAGCUGGAGUAGUUACCACAAGAACCUGCUAGCCAGCAGUGACUAUGAAGGCACCGUCAUCCUUUGGGAUGGAUUCACGGGACAAAGAUCCAAGGUGUACCAGGAGCAUGAGAAGAGGUGCUGGAGUGUUGACUUUAACUUGAUGGACCCAAAGCUAUUGGCUUCAGGCUCUGAUGAUGCCAAAGUGAAGCUGUGGUCUACCAACUUGGACAACUCAGUAGCAAGCAUCGAGGCCAAGGCUAACGUGUGUUGUGUCAAAUUCAGCCCCUCUUCUAGGUAUCACCUAGCUUUUGGCUGUGCAGAUCACUGUGUUCACUACUACGAUCUUCGCAACACUAAGCAGCCAAUCAUGGUAUUCAAAGGGCAUCGCAAGGCAGUCUCCUACGCAAAAUUUGUAAGCGGGGAAGAAAUCGUCUCUGCGUCAACAGACAGUCAGCUGAAGCUGUGGAACGUAGGGAAGCCUCACUGCUUGCGCUCCUUCAAGGGACACAUCAACGAGAAGAAUUUCGUAGGGCUCGCAUCCAAUGGAGACUACAUUGCCUGUGGAAGUGAAAAUAAUUCCCUUUACCUAUACUAUAAGGGCCUCUCAAAGACACUGCUGACGUUCAAGUUUGAUACAGUCAAAAGUGUCCUGGACAAGGACCGAAAAGAAGAUGACACAAAUGAGUUUGUGAGUGCUGUAUGCUGGAGGGCACUACCAGAUGGGGAGUCCAAUGUGCUGAUUGCUGCUAACAGUCAGGGUACAAUUAAG